This is a messenger RNA of Aspergillus wentii DTO 134E9, 1041 nucleotides long. Its product is annotated as inositol-pentakisphosphate 2-kinase. Gene Ontology annotation, biological process: inositol phosphate biosynthetic process. NCBI's taxonomy places the organism in Eukaryota, Fungi, Ascomycota, Eurotiomycetes, Eurotiales, Aspergillaceae. Bases 1 to 1041 code for a protein of 346 amino acids. The transcript has 2 exons. The record is from RefSeq and is a predicted model, not a curated record. Gene Ontology annotation, molecular function: inositol-1,3,4,5,6-pentakisphosphate 2-kinase activity; ATP binding. Gene Ontology annotation, cellular component: nucleus.
AUGACAAAACCAAUUCGAAUAGAGCUCCCGGUGGGAGUUCAACUUAUUUAUCUCGCAGAAGGAGGCGCCAAUGUCAUCUACCGCAUUGUUUCCACAUGUGCGAAAUCGCCCGUGGGGUUGAGGAAGGGCAUGACUGGCGCUGUUGCGGGCGCGAUUGACCAGUCGGGCGUGCCCCCGGAGUUUAGGGGGAAAUUACUUCGACUUCGCAAGGAUAGCAAGACAGGAAUAUCAUAUCAAGAAAUCGUGCAGAAUUUCGACAAGAUCAUUCGUCCGCUAUUCAACCCAGAAGAACUGGUGGACCAGACACUUGUUACUCUCCCCAACGGGCUCGUUCAGCGCUGCAAUGAGCAAUUACAUGCAGCAGAGGUGAACGGCCGACGUCCCAAGAAACGUCGUGGCGUAUACCUUUCCACAAACGAGCCGUACGGACUGCUAAUCACAGAUAUGACUACAUUCAACGAUCCCAAUGCCAUUCUUGCCGAGCUGAAACCAAAGUGGCUUCUCCAGUCACCAUCUGCACCCAUCCACGCUCAACGGUGCCGCACAUGUGCGUUGUGGGACAUGAAGAACGGGGAGACGCGAAAAGCGGGCGGAUCAGAUGAAAGAUCGUUUUGUCCUUUAGAUCUAAUGUCGGACAACUUUGAAACUGUUCUACGUGCGACUGGCCUCGUCAAGGGCUGUAAGGAUCAACAACAAUUAGCACGAGUUCUCUAUCGGAACCGCACCCUGCAAAAGCUCCACUUCCACCAGAAGACUAUGCGGGAUGUUGGACUACAUGGGCCAUCGGCGCAGUCUCGAGAGAAAUCCCUUGCGAUGACUCUGAGAGACUGCACCAUGUUCAUCAAGAUGCCAUGCGACGACAAAGGUCCUGUCGAGGUACGUCUAGGCGACCUGGAUCUCAAAACUGGCGCCGGGGGCAAGGCACAGUAUUGGCUCAACUUGGAGAAAAGGAUGGUUGAUGAGGGAUGGUAUAUGGGUACACCGCAUCCGAGCGAGUGUGCAUUACAAGGAACCCGGUGUAACACGCAGUCCUCGAUUUGA